AUGCACGAUUACGAUAACAGCCAAGCCACCAAGGAUCUAGCCCCCAUACAGCCUUUGCCAGCCGUGAAACCCCCAGUUCGUAGUUACUUCUCAUUUCGAUCUUGGCUCGAGGAACCCGAGCGAAACAAGCUCACGCCCGAACACAAGACGCUUUAUGUCGCUACACCGCCCACCAUCACAUCAAACGUGCGCUUUAUGAAUGGCUGGCAGCUGCCCACGGUCGCCACUGCAAAUGAACGUGAAGGAGGGUUGAGUCAACCUUCGACCGACACUUGCUUGGAAUACCUCAACGUGUUCUACCAUGGCCUUCCUAUCAAGUUCCUUCCCCAGCGGCUCCGCUUCGUGCCGUAG
Molecule: messenger RNA, 351 nt
Organism: Xylaria bambusicola
Lineage: Eukaryota; Fungi; Ascomycota; Sordariomycetes; Xylariales; Xylariaceae
Exons: 2
Coding region: 1-351 (116 amino acids)
Source: RefSeq, a predicted model, not a curated record